UUUAUUUAAAAACCCAUAUAAAUAGUCGAAUAAAAACAUGGAAGAAGGCGACACUCACACAAAUUUUAUCCUUUCAACCGGUUACUUAAAUCGGUGAAUCCUUGUCGUUCUUCUCUCUGAUCGCAUCGUCUCUCGUUCCCAAUCUUAAUUGCAUUUCUGAGGUGUUUUUGUUAUCUGAGGUUUUGAUCUUAAUCCUAGAGAAUCAUCGCAGUUGUGGAGAUGUCUUUCGAGAGAAAAGAGUACCAAUUUCUGGCGGAGAUCGGAGUCGGUCCGGCGAAUCCUGGAUGUUACAUCAACGGAGAGUGGAAGGCACGCGGCCCGCUCGUCUCUUCUGUGAAUCCGUCGAACAAUCAGAGGAUUGCGGUGGUGACGGAGGCGUCUAUUGAAGAUUACGAGGAGGGGCUGAUGGCUUGCAGUGAAGCAGCAAAGACGUGGAUGAAGAUUCCGGCGCCGAAGCGAGGUGAGAUUGUGAGGCAGAUUGGGGAAGCGCUUAGAGCGAAAUUGGGGAGUCUUGGUCGGCUUGUGUCGCUGGAGAUGGGGAAAAUACUGGCUGAAGGAAUCGGAGAGGUUCAGGAAAUUGUUGAUAUGUGUGAUUAUGCUGUUGGGUUAAGUCGACAAAUAAAUGGAUCCAUCAUACCUUCUGAACGUCCAGACCAUAUGAUGUGUGAGGUGUGGAAUCCCAUGGGCAUAGUUGGUGUGAUUACUGCUUUCAACUUUCCAUGUGCUGUCCUUGGAUGGAAUGCCUGCCUCGCAUUAGUAUGUGGUAAUUGUGUUGUGUGGAAGGGUGCUCCAACAACUCCACUAGUCACCAUUGCCGUGACAAAGCUAGUGGCUGAAGUUCUUGAGAAAAACAACUUGCCAGGUGCAAUAUUCACCUCUUUUUGUGGAGGUGCUGAAAUUGGUGAAGCCAUAUCAAAAGACGCUCGCAUUCCCCUGGUUUCAUUCACUGGGAGUUCAAAGGUGGGUCUAAUGGUCCAACAAGCUGUCAACCAAAGAUUUGGUAAAUGCUUGCUUGAAUUAAGUGGGAACAAUGCCAUCAUUAUCAUGGAAGAUGCUGACAUUGGGCUAGCAGUACGGUCUGUUUUGUUUGCUGCUGUUGGCACGGCUGGCCAGCGCUGCACCACGUGUCGUAGGCUGCUAGUUCAUGAAAGUAUAUAUGAGACUGUAUUGAAUCAACUGAUUGAUGUCUAUAAACAAGUCAAAAUGGGGGACCCUUUAGAAAAAAGUACCCUUGUUGGACCACUGCAUACUCGUGCUUCGAAGGAGAACUUUGAGAAGGGCAUUGAGAUCAUAAAAUUUCAGGGAGGAAAUAUUCUGAUUGGUGGGUCCACUGUAGAAUCUGAGGGAAAUUUUGUGCAGCCAACAAUCGUUGAGAUUUCUCCAAAUGCCUCUGUAGUUAAGGAAGAAUUGUUCGGUCCAGUUCUUUAUGUGAUGAAAUUUCAGACUUUUGAAGAAGCAGUUGAAAUGAACAACUCUGUACCACAAGGAUUGAGUAGUUCAAUCUUCACUCGCAAACCUGAAGUUAUCUUCAAAUGGAUUGGGCCACAUGGAAGUGACUGUGGUAUUGUGAAUGUAAAUAUACCUACAAAUGGAGCUGAGAUUGGUGGAGCUUUUGGGGGAGAAAAGGCAACUGGUGGUGGUCGUGAAGCAGGAAGCGACUCCUGGAAACAAUACAUGCGGCGUUCAACAUGUACAAUCAAUUAUGGAAAUGAGCUACCACUGGCUCAGGGUAUCAAUUUUGGCUAGCAACUACUGUGGAGCGAUGAUUGUUACCUUGGAAUCCGGGGCAUUGUCACUCAAUGAAACAGCUUUCCGGCGGUACAUCUACUUCGCCAGAGGGAGUGGACGGGAGAGAUCUCGGCGAGUCCAAGCUCCGGCGGAAAAGGCGGCCUAUGGCGGAGAUAGGAUGCUCCGUUGCAUUUGGUGGACUGAAAGAUCUGAAGUCUUUGCAGAAACUGAUGUGGCGGUUCAGCGCCUCCUCGGUGGUGAUGACCCUCUCUGAUCUCAUGACUUCGUCCUUCACCGCCUCCACGCAGAGUCCGCAUAUCCACAGCCCGUGGUACUUCUCACGAACACGGGAUAUGUACUCCGGCGUGCAUUCCUCCGUGAAUCCACACGAGUCGCAUUUCACGAACUCCGCUUCCGUCGACGGAACCACCACUUUCAGAGGAGGCAGUUGAGACUCCGACCCUGAAAUCGCCAUUGCUACGAUGAUAAAUGCAUCCAAUUACUGCAGUUUCUCUCUCUAACCCACCUCGCUCUCUUUCUCUCUCCAGAAUUGAAGAAGACGAUGAGAGGGAUAUGUGCGGGGUGAGUUGUUCUUUCCAUAUGAAAAAUGUUUGCUUAACUGAAUGUGAAACGGUAGCACCAAUGCACUGUACAUCUAGGACGAGUGGUUCCUUGCACUUUAUCCUACACGUGUCGAUAUCUCACCCUGGUUGCACGGAGAUUCUUUGCGGCUCCAGGUCUUUAGUUGCAUUAGUCUAUUAGACUGCGGUUUUCUCCUUUUUGGUGACACGGGUAAAGUCACCAACCAUUGACGCUCCGAAGCAUAUAAGUGGCAACGGCUCAGUCACUUACUGUCACCAAAGAGUAUGUGAAUCUGUGACAGACAAACCUAUAAUCGAUAAACAAAUUUUUUCUAGGGU
This is a messenger RNA of Vitis vinifera (wine grape), 2648 nucleotides long. Its product is annotated as aldehyde dehydrogenase family 7 member. The transcript has 15 exons. The coding region runs from base 220 to 1746 and encodes 508 amino acids. The record is from RefSeq and is a predicted model, not a curated record. NCBI's taxonomy places the organism in Eukaryota, Viridiplantae, Streptophyta, Magnoliopsida, Vitales, Vitaceae. Gene Ontology annotation, molecular function: aldehyde dehydrogenase (NAD+) activity.